AUGGAUUUUUCUGUGAGCAACCCAGAGCGUGUGAACACUGGCAGGAGAACAGACGUUCCACGUCCAGUCUCGCGAAGAGGUUACAGGGAAUAUACUAACAGUGGGUCAACUUUAUCAAGAAGUGGAACAAUGAGGCCUACUUCGGCAUACAGAGGAAGCACGGCUUCCCGUCUCUCGACAGCUGGAUUCGGUCCGGCACCACCCACAGCGAGCAGACAGCCCACUGCUAUGACUGGGUUCUCUAUGAUCGAUAGACCAAUAACCCAGCAAGGGUUAUCUGGUCUUCGAACAAGCACCGCCAGGGGAUUUCGAACACGGCAACUUCAAGACAAGCGAUAUUGGGAAGAACUGAUGCAGGUCAAGGUUAGAGAGAUGAAGGCGGAGAUAGCACGGCUGUCAGAGCAAGCAGAUGCAGGAGAGAGAGAAAAGUCCGCAAAAAAGCAUUAUGAGAAGAGAGUCAGAGAGUUAGCCCAGGAAUUGACAGAUCUACAAGGACGUUUAGCGGAUUACAACACAGCCAUUCGCAUCGCUAAUGGUGAGGCUACGAAAUUUUCGAUAGAGGAACAGACAAGAGAAUUGGAACUCAACAACAAGAAACUACAAGAGGAAGUCGAACAGGUAUUUUUAGAAAAGCAGAGGAAGGAGAAUCAACUGCGACAGCUGAGAGAACAAGUGGACAAGGAACAAUCAACAAUAUCUCAUUUACUUGCUGAGAUGACGCCAGAGCAAAAAACACAAUACAAUGAGUUGGAAACAACAGCUGCAACUCUAAGGGAAGAAGUCGAACAAGCCAGAAUACAGAUUGAUCAUCUGAAUCGAGAGAAGGAAGAGUUUACUAAGGAAAUAACAGGCUCGCAGAUAAAAAUGCACUUGCUGGAAUUACAUCGCAGAUUAGCCGCCGCUGAAGAAAAGCGAGACAACUUAAAAAAUGAAAUUAACAAUCGUUUGGAUCCGCAAGAGGAGAGAGAAAAAUUACUGUUGCAAGUACGUGAAGAUAACACAGCAAUCGCAUCUCUGGAUAGUAAUGCAACUAAUCUUAAAGAACAGAUUCGUAAAGUCCAAGAACUUAUAGAACAAGCUGAACAGGAUCUCGAAGAAGGAAAUUCAGAACGACAUCAAAAAUACAGAGAAUUAAAGAAAAGAGAGGAGACAAUGGACGCAUUUAUGUCAACUUAUGAAGACAAUCUCAAAAAAGAACAGGAGAAAAUUGAACAACUAGAAAAAGAUAUCGUUUUUGCUUUGGAACACAGCAGUUCUAAUAUAGAUCUAGAUUUAAGUGAAAUUGAUUCUUUAAAACAAAGAGAGGGAUAUUCAUCUCUAUACGAUGAUAGCAAGAAGACAAUUGAAAGUUUAACUAAAGAUUAUGAAAGAUUUCAAGCUAAUUUAAAAAAGGCUGAAGCUACUCGAGAACGUCUUGCAACAGAACUGCAAACUCUACCAGAAAAAACGAUGGUCAUGAAGGAGGAGCUAAAGACUUUAACUGACUUAGAAAAAUUAAGAGAAGAAGGUGAGGAACAGAAGAAAGCAUUAGAAAGUGAAAUGAGGAUGCUUAAAGAAAAAUUAGCUCCAACGGAGAGUGCUGUUAUGGAAGCCUCCAGUAAACUAAGAAAGUUACAGGCAAGUCUAGACGGUAAUGAAAUGUAUGCAAAACUGAACAGUUUAGAAGAACAGAUCGCGCAGUUGGAAAGUAGAAAAACGGUACUUGAAGAAGACAUAGCUUCUAUAACUUUAAAAGCAGAUUAUGAACCGAUAAAGAAUGAAGCUUUAGAGGAACUAGCUGCUUUGAACAAAAGAAUUAUACAAGAUCUUAAUAACAAUAAAUCAUAUUAAAAUAUAGACAAGUGAAAGUAAAACGUGACCAAGUUUUAUGUUCUCUAAAUAAAUAAUAUUAGUAUAAAAGGGAUUU
Melitaea cinxia (Glanville fritillary) is the source of this 1906-nucleotide messenger RNA. Its product is annotated as intraflagellar transport protein 74 homolog. The coding region runs from base 1 to 1830 and encodes 609 amino acids. Gene Ontology annotation, molecular function: beta-tubulin binding. The record is from RefSeq and is a predicted model, not a curated record. Lineage: Eukaryota; Metazoa; Arthropoda; Insecta; Lepidoptera; Nymphalidae. Gene Ontology annotation, cellular component: intraciliary transport particle B; cilium; centrosome. Gene Ontology annotation, biological process: intraciliary transport involved in cilium assembly; cilium assembly. The transcript is spliced from 11 exons.